AAUGCUGAAAUACUACCAACUAGACGUCUAGACACCUAACCAAUACCUACAACUAAUUUAUUUUAAAAGAAAAACGAUGAGAACGUCAAAACCUAUAAAUACGCCCAAAUUUUCAACAAUUUUGCACUCGUAAAAUAACCAUGACUAACCAAAUCAAUCAUACUGUCUCUAUCUUCAUCUUCCUCACUAUACUCCUCACUCAUUACACCACCACCACCCAAUUUCCCAGAUUUGCCAAUGCCGGCAAAAUUCACAUCACUGACGAGCUCGACGACGUGAUCGAUGACGAGGAGGACGACGACUGGAAAAACUGGGGCAAGAAAAGACAAACCCCAUCACCCCAAUUAGACUUAAAACCUUCAGAUUUGGAUAAAAUGGAGCCUUCUCAGAUCCAAGCUGAGAUGAUGAAACACAACACUGGUCCCCUUUUUGGGUUUAUCAAGCUCAGAUUAGGCGUUCGUCGAACCCCGGAUGAGGUCUCCCAGUUAGCCAUGAAAUGGACCAAAGUUUCGAAAACGGGAGGUUUGGAGGUGAAGUUCAUGGGGGUGGAUCUAAGUACACUCAUGUUUACCAUGGAGGCAGGCCAACACAUGGGUGAGCUGAAGGAGUUCAUGUUGGAGCAACCGGAUGCAUAUGAAGUGAAGAUUGGGGACAAUGUUUACCGCAGACCUGGAGAUCCUCCACUGGAAGAGGUUAUUGAGAUGCUACGGGGAGAGACAGAGACAGACAAAACUCUUAAGGAGCAUGACAAGGAUGAACUAUAGCUGCUAAUGAACUCCUAGCUUGUGACUUUUCACUUAACUACUGUGAUUGAAUUCCGAUGAGUCAAGUGAAGGAACAAAUAAGGUGUCAGAAGAACUCCAGAAAUACUUAGCAGAAUCAAAGUUCAGUCGUUACUAUAAAAUAUAACAGCAGCAAUAUAUGUGAUUUGGAAUUACAAUAAAAGAAGCAAUUGUGUAGUACAAUUAAGAAUAUGUUUACGUAAAGAAUUCAUACUCAACAGGAGAAUGGGUAAAAACAUUAAAACAAAUUGUGAAUCUAUUUUAGCUUCUUACUGAA
This is a messenger RNA of Spinacia oleracea (spinach), 1059 nucleotides long. RefSeq lists its product as uncharacterized. The coding region runs from base 141 to 764 and encodes 207 amino acids. NCBI's taxonomy places the organism in Eukaryota, Viridiplantae, Streptophyta, Magnoliopsida, Caryophyllales, Amaranthaceae. The transcript has 3 exons. The record is from RefSeq and is a predicted model, not a curated record.